CAAAUAUUAGCAGAAUAGAUUCUGUCAGAAGCAGGUACAGACAAAAUACCUGUACAGAAUUCUAUUUUUAUAUUAAAGUUCAAAGGAAAAUCAAUGGUGCUUGCUGUUUGCUUUUGUUUUAUAAAGGAAAUCAAAAGGAAUUCCAUUUCAUAUUCUAUGUUCUAAAACAAUGCUCUGUUUGAAAGACUACGAAGACUACGCCAGGGAGCACUUAGAUCGCAGAACAUGGGCUUUUUACAGCCAAGGCGCAGAACGGGAAGAAACCUUCAAAGAAAAUCUCAGAAGUUUCACAAGAUACACAUUAAUACCCAGAAUGUUGCGCAAUAAGAAUAGAAGAGAUCUGUCUGUAACUGUCUUAGGAGAAAGGAUUUCUAUACCAGUUGGCAUUUCUCCUACAGCGUACCAAAGAUUAGCACAUCCAGAAGGAGAAAUGGCUGCUUCUAGAGCUGCAGGAGAAAUGAAUACUAUAUAUGCCCUCAGUACUGUAUCAAAUACAUCUAUUGAAGAAAUAUCAAGACAUCGGCAAUUCCAUUCCCCUUUGUGGAUGCAAAUUUUACCUCUAAAAGAUCCACGUUUUACUAAGGAGUUGAUUAAAAAAGCCGAAGCACAUGGUUACAAAGCAAUAGUAUUGACCGUCGAUACACCUGUUCCAGGUUUGCAGCUCAAAAUGUGGAAGAAUGGUUUAGCAAUGCCGCCACAUAUAAGUAUUCCUAACGUAGCUGAUGCAAUUAAGAAAUUAAAUGACGAUGCUGAGUCCUCCGAUCAUGUCCGUAAUGUGGAUUUCUUCGCCGACACUCUCACAUGGGAGGACGUGUCUUGGAUCAAGAGCAUUUCUUCUUUGCCCCUAGUUUUGAAAGGAAUUUUAACAGCUAAAGAUGUUUUGCUGGCAGUGAAACAUGGAGCUUCAGCGGUUUGGGUUUCUAAUCACGGUGGACGACAACUAGAUGGAGUUAAUGCUGCCCUCGAUGCUCUUCCUGAAAUCAGUGCGGCCCUUGCCGGAACUGAUUGUGAGAUCUAUAUGGAUGGUGGUAUUCGAUGGGGAAGUGACGUUUUUAAAGCCCUAGCUCUCGGUGCCAGAGCAGUAUUCAUAGGGAGACCUGCAUUAUGGGGCCUUGCUCAUUCUGGACAAGAUGGUGUGCGUCAUGUACUGGAAAUUUUAAAAAGUGAACUAGACAGAGUAAUGCAUCUAGUUGGAUGCAGCAGCAUAGAGGAUAUUGGACCACAUUUCAUGAAGAAGAAAGAAGUCUCUAAAAUUUAAAAAGAGCAUCCAAAAGAAGCUAAAUUUUCUGAAAUUAAAUUUAUCAAUAUCAUCUACAGCUGUGAUAACUUUACCUGUGAUGCAAAUGCGAAAGUUCCAGUGUAUAAACUGUACUAUUAAUUAAGUGUAAUAUGUUUACUUCUGAAACAAAAUAUUGAUAAUUUAGUACAAUAAAGCACAUUAUUAAAUUAAUUAUCUCAACUAUUA
This is a messenger RNA of Stegodyphus dumicola, 1465 nucleotides long. Its product is annotated as 2-Hydroxyacid oxidase 1-like. Gene Ontology annotation, molecular function: oxidoreductase activity; FMN binding. The record is from RefSeq and is a predicted model, not a curated record. Lineage: Eukaryota; Metazoa; Arthropoda; Arachnida; Araneae; Eresidae.